AUGUUACGAUUUCUCUGUGCACUUCUGCUGCCUACUCUAGCCUACGCCGCCGUUCAGUGUUACGUCGGUCAAAAACUGUUCAGCUAUGAAUCCAAUAAUGCUAUUUGUGCUCGAUUCAUUCCCUAUCACUGUGCGACACAAUGCGAAUGGCGUAAAAAUUGCUCUUCACAUGCCUCAUUCCCAGCAUUCCAUGGACGACGAACAUUUGUCUCUGGACUACUGAUCAGUUCCAAAUCUCUUAUGGUUCUAUGUUGUGCCUCGAUGGCAACACGACUUGAGACUGAUGAUGUUGGACGCGAAAAGUGCGUAUGGAGGGACACGGAGUCCAUUGCUGUCCUAGGACCGUCAAUCCGCACCAAUCCCGUGCUAGCCCCUAAUCACUACAUCAGAGAUGUGAACAUGGAACGAGAUGGGAACUCAAGAGUAGAUGUCACCUUGGAAGUCUGCCAAUAUCAAACUGAAAGGGAUCACUGUAAUGUCGAGAAAAUGACCGAUUCCGAGAAGAGAAGAUUCCUUGUGAUUCAACAAAAACUCGAACGUCUCGAACCAAAAGCUGAGCCCAAACCCGUAGCCCAACAGAAGGCUCCAGAAGUUGUCAAGACUUCAGGUGACGACAAAGCCGCUGGUGAUUGUGAAGCAUUAGCACAAAGUGAAUGCGGAAAGGAAGUACAGGGAAGGAUUCAAGGAUGCUGUAAAGGAAGUCCCACUUGUGACCUCGACUGCAUGAAGGAAGUCGAAAAAACAUUAACGGAUGAGGCUGCUCUAAGCAACAAAGGAUGCACCUCGCAAGAGAUUCGACAAGGCAUGGACUGCUUCAGCCGCAAGCUCAAUAGCCAUAUCUCAUAA
Messenger RNA from Ostertagia ostertagi, 846 nucleotides. NCBI's taxonomy places the organism in Eukaryota, Metazoa, Nematoda, Chromadorea, Rhabditida, Trichostrongylidae. The record is from the annotation of a GenBank genome assembly.